AUGAGUUACUCUGCCACAGCAAGUCGUCGCAUUCUCGCAAUCAAUAACACUGGUUCUACCAAGCGUAAAGUUCGAGGAGUUACUAAAGGUUUGUCCGUCCAAAAAAAGAGACAGUCUUCUGCCAAAUUGGAUGUCGUUAUCCAUCCUACAAGAAAUCGUAUUGUGGGUGACAAUGCAAAGGAUUUCAAGACGGAAGCAUGUGUGAUUGUGAAGCAAUAUGCACAUGUUCAAUACAAAUGUUGGAAGGAUAUUCCAAUGGACAUUAAGAGAAAAAUGUUAUCCGGAAUGAAGCAAAAGUUUAAUUUGGCCGACGAUCUUAAAGUUACACAAGUGGUGUUCCAGCAACUCAACCGUCAAUACAGGAGUUAUCGACAUAAAUUACACCUACACUACCUUCAGAACAAAGGCAAAAGCGACAAUCCUCCAAGUGGAGUUAAUCUUGAGGAUUGGAAGACAUGUAUUGAAUAUUUUGAGAGUGAUGCGUUUAAGAAAAUGAGCGAUAGAAAUAAAGAGAAUAGGAAAAAGUUGCAGAUGAAUCAUGCAUGUGGAACAAAAUCCAUUGCACAAUUUUGCUACGAAGAGCGUGAUAAUGAAACUGGAGAGGAGCCUAGUCGCACAACUGCAUGGAGAUUAAGCCGUUAUAGUAAUGCGAAAAAGGGAUGGAUCGAUGAAGCCUCUAAGGAAGUUUAUGACAAUCUUAUGAAGUUGCAAACUGAAAACAUUGAAGAUGAGGAGGGUCCAAUGUUAGAAGAUGAAGCUUUCGUCAAGGUUCUUGGGGAGGAAAAAUCGAGCCGACUUUGUGGAUGUGGAGAUGGAUUGAAGCCACCAUCCAAAAGAGGAGAGAGGAUUAAUCUUGAUUUGCAAAAGGAGAAUGAAGAGCUGAAGAAAAAGAAUGAAGAGUUGGCCUCCCGAUUUGAGUCUUUAGAAGCUCAAAUUAACAAUCAGCAAGUGAAUAUACAAUCUCAAGUAGAAGAACUUUUGAGAGCUCAACUCCCUGCUAUCAUCCAAGGCCUAAAUCAAAGUCAAGUCCCACAUUCUAAGUAG
Salvia miltiorrhiza (redroot sage) is the source of this 1044-nucleotide messenger RNA. RefSeq lists its product as uncharacterized. NCBI's taxonomy places the organism in Eukaryota, Viridiplantae, Streptophyta, Magnoliopsida, Lamiales, Lamiaceae. The record is from RefSeq and is a predicted model, not a curated record. Bases 1 to 1044 code for a protein of 347 amino acids. The transcript has 6 exons.